Molecule: messenger RNA, 1041 nt
Organism: Cladophialophora psammophila CBS 110553
Lineage: Eukaryota; Fungi; Ascomycota; Eurotiomycetes; Chaetothyriales; Herpotrichiellaceae
Exons: 1
Coding region: 1-1041 (346 amino acids)
Biological process (GO): regulation of transcription by RNA polymerase II
Cellular component (GO): core mediator complex; mediator complex
Molecular function (GO): transcription coregulator activity
Source: RefSeq, a predicted model, not a curated record
AUGGAGUCACUCGUUCUUCGGCCCUUGAACUCGAUUGAGACUCACCUCAAUGCCCUAGUCGCGUCCUUCACCCAAACCAAUACCUUCGCCAAUGCCCCGCAACUCGCCAAAGACCUCAUCGCCGAUGACGACGACCUUUCCUCUGCUCUCUCUUUGCUGCAGCGCCAUCAACACAAUUAUGCACGCAUACUCAACCUCCGUGCUGAAGUCGCUACAUUACAAGAGCAAUUAAAGGACACGAUUCGAAAGUGUGUUUCGUUCAAGCAGGAUAUCGGCCAAAUCAACCCGUCGAUUCUCGACUCCGAUUCGGACGAAGAAGGCGAAGAUGGGGACUCGCAAGUCGCCGAAGUCGAUUACCACACCCUCCUCACCUUCGCUGCCAGGAUAGGCAAACACAACACCAUCGCAGCGAGGGAAGCUGAAGCUGAAUCGCUACGGAGGAAGAUCGCCGCAAAAACCAACCAGGAUCAAACAUCUCCAACUGCAGCUCUAAAUGGAGUGGAACCCUCGGCCACGGGUGAAGUCGCAGUUGAGAGAACAGAGGAGGGCAGAGAUGAAAACCGCACGGCCGAAACAACGGCAGAACUGAUGCGCAUAAACAACACAAUUGCCCUUCAACGCGCACAAAUGGGCAUGUCCUUCCCUGAUGCCGCUAGUCUGCGCGUCGGCGCCUUGGGCCAGCUCCAGCUGUUCCUGGAGCGGCAAAGGCAGCAGCGCGGGGGCGAUGGAGGCCUAGGAGAAGAUGAGGACAAAGCUGUGCAAGAGGCAUUGGAGACAGAAGUGGAGAGGCUGGUCAGGGAGAGUGAGGACGUCGCAGAGGAUACAGGCACGGGUGGGAAGAUGGCGGAUGCAGAUGAAUUGAUAAAUCCAGAAUUAAGGAGAGCCUCGACCGUCGAUGGAGAGAAGAACCACGGUGCUCCUGCGGCUGGAGGACAUCCUUCAACGAGUCAAGCGCAAGCCUGGAAGCCUCCGAAGCCACCCCAGCCGAAGAGAAAACUUGACUUGGAUUUCCCCGAUAGUGACGAGGAAGACGAAGACUAA